GCGAGCCCUUACCCAGCCCAAAUCGACGAACUGGGUCUACCCACCCGCCGCCCGCCCGCAGACCCAAUUCGAUGCCCUAAUCGUGCCCGGAAUCUCCCCUCCCCGUCCCCCGCAAGGCUCCACCGGCGAUCUCCGUCUCAGCCAUGGAGAUGGAGCAUGCUGUGAUCCAGCAGCAGGUCGUGGAGUACCCCGAGGAGCAUGAGGUGGAGGUGGACGUGGACAACAUCAUGAAGACGGAGGUGGCGUACGGUUCCGGGGUUCACAGCACCGCGUUCAGGUACAAGCACAAGAAGAGGUCCAAGGUCUGGGAGGAGUACAAGCCCAUCUUCCUCAACGGCAAGGUGCAGUUUGCCGAGUGCCUCUACUGCCACAACCGGCUCAGCUGCAAGGACUCCAACGGCACGAGCCACCUGUGGCGGCACCAGAAGAUCUGUCCUGCCAAGUCGGAGGCGGUGGUGGAGGGGCAACAGAAGGAUUCAUACUUCUCGUACGUUUUGGUGAAUGGAGACGGUCCAGUGUCACCAAUUGACCCGGCCAAUCAGAUUAUUUCGGAGACGCUUGAUGACAUCGGCUCAGCAACUCCAAGCAGAUUCAAGUCGAAGGUGUGGAAGGAGUUUACGCCCAUUUAUGUCGAGGGGAAACUCCAGGCUGCAGAUUGCAUUCACUGCCAAAAACGUCUCAGCGCAAAUAAGUUUGGAGGGAGAAGCCAUCUUAGUCGACAUCUCCUAACCUGUCCAGGACGGCUUGAAAGUCUCCACAAUCAGCAUAAGUUUUUGUUUGAGCCUUCGAGUGCACCUUUCAACUCCAGGGUGAAUGAUGAGCUCUCGCCUGCCUUGACAAAUGGGAAGGUUCAGAUUGCAGAAUACGCUAACAAGCUCCCCAGGACUAGUACCUCUGAUGACACCAUCCACACAGUCCAGCCCAUUCAAAUGGUGCCAGCACACCCACCACCAACAUCAGAUGGUGCAAGCCUGAAGAAACAGAGGACCUCAUAUACGAACAUUUCAACUGACAAGAACGCCGGGAAGUUUUGUCAAGAAACAUCUUACCAAGAGCUAGCCAAAAUGAUAAUUCUACAUGCUUAUCCUUUUUCAGUUGUGGAGCAUGAAGAAAUGAGAAGAGUUAUAAAGAAUCUCAACCCUAUGGUUGGGAUGGUUUCUCAUAAUGAUAUGAAAGAUCAUUGCACUGCUUUAUUUCAGAAGGAAAAGAUAAAUAUUAAGGAUGUACUUACACUUUCCUCCCGACGUGUGUCUCUGUCAGCAAGCAUCUGGACUCCUGAUGGACCUGAGCCAACAGUAAAUUACCUCUGUUUGACAGCACAUUUUGUUGGUGAUGACUGGAAAGUUCACAGAGUAAUAAUCAAAUUUGGCAUGUUUUGGUCCUCACCUACUAAUUUGGAAAGGAUAAUACACUGCAAGGAGGCUUCUGUCCCGGAGUCUGAAAGUGGAUCGUACAAUGUCAUGUGGGAUGCAAUUAGAGACUGGAAUCUUGAUCAGAAGAUUUUGAGCUUGACUUCUGUAGGUGAUGUUAGGAACAAUGCAAAUACCGUUAAGCUAAAGGAAAUGCUCAUAGAAAAGAAGUGCCUUCCUAUUCGAGGCAAGCUAUACAACAUUCCUUGUCUGGACGACAUCUUAAAUAGUGUUGUUGCCGCAGGGCAAGCAGAUAUACUUCGCUUUGUUGGUGACGCAGUAAUGGGAUUUUUUGUGGCACAUGCAUCUUCACCUUCAGCCCAACAACAGCUUCUGGAAGUCAUUUCACAAAUGAGUUUGAAGUGUCCACAAGAAGAUGCUAAGUGGUGGCACAAAUUUUAUUUUAGGCUUGAAGUUCUUUUGCAUUUCAAGAAGUCAUUUCCUUCUGAAGAAGUGCUGAAUCUAGAAGAUAUGAAUGUUGCUGAGUCUAUUUGCAAGAUUUUGAGGACGUUUUAUCGUGUCAUUGAAGUAAUAUCUUGCCCUAGCUCUGUCACAGCAAAUAUAUACUUUAAUGAGGUUUGGAAAGUGAGGACGGUGUUGCAAGAAGAAGCAUCAAAUGGUAAUGGAGAAUUUUCUGGAAUGGUUAUGGAGAUGCAGGAAGCGUUCCAUGGGUAUUGGCAAAAUUCGUACUUGUGGUUGUCAAUACCUGUUGUUCUGGAUCCUAGAUUUAAAAUCGGUUUCAUUGAGUUUCGUCUGAAGCGAGCUUUUGGCACAAAUUCCGAGAGCUACUUAUCUGACAUACGUGAAACGGUCCGUGAACUCUUCAAUGAAUACUGCAACCCUACAGAUCUGCCAAGCACAGCUUCAAAUAGUGCAGCUUUGGAUGCGGAUAAUGAUUUAUUGGAAGAUUGGGAUCAGCAUCUCAAUGAACAAGCAAGUUGUCAGAUAUCUACAGAACUUGAUGACUACCUUGAAGAGGGUCUAGUUCCAAGAAAGGAUGAGUUUGACAUUCUAAACUGGUGGAUGAAUCAUACCACAAAGUACCCAACGCUAGCAGCUAUGGCGCAGGACAUAUUAGCUAUGCCAGCUUCUGCUGUCCAAUCUGAAGCAGCAUUCAGCAGCAGCGGACCGGUAAUUCCAAAGCACUACAGCACAUUGAACAUCAAGACUAUUGAAGCACUUGUGUGUGCUCGAGACUGGAUGAGAUAAAACGGGCAAUUGUACAUGGAAAGCCCAGCUUACUGGAAUACUGCCUAGUAGAUCAGUGCUCUGGUGCUAGCUCAUAAGAGUGAAGAGUUUAUGACGACGUGAAGAAGGCUCGGAGAAUUCUCGCCCCAAUGUACCCGUGCCAUAUGCUGAUACAGUUCUGAACGAUGAAGUUGCCGGACGUAUGAUUUGUUUCAGACAUCUGUGUAGGUCGUUUUCGACCAAAGACCGGUCGCCAGCCCCGCCGAUGAUGAUGACCAGCUUGGUGGCUGCUGUUGACAUGCCCUGCUUCCUUUCCUGUGGAGACAUGUUCAUCGGCGUGUAAUUUUUGUACAUAUCGACUCCGUGCCAUUUGGUCGCUGUAAGACGCCUCGGCGCCUAUGCAGCUAGUUGGUGGAGUUGUGAGUUUCUGAAUGUACUGGGAAUAUGGGUGUAUUGAUGUCAGCAUAAGAAUGUCAUGGGAGCAGAAGCGAGUUGCUGCU
This is a messenger RNA of Aegilops tauschii subsp. strangulata, 3097 nucleotides long. Its product is annotated as zinc finger BED domain-containing protein RICESLEEPER 1. NCBI's taxonomy places the organism in Eukaryota, Viridiplantae, Streptophyta, Magnoliopsida, Poales, Poaceae. The record is from RefSeq and is a predicted model, not a curated record. Gene Ontology annotation, molecular function: DNA binding; protein dimerization activity.